Messenger RNA from Lineus longissimus, 4787 nucleotides. Its product is annotated as RNA-binding protein Musashi homolog 2-like. Gene Ontology annotation, molecular function: mRNA binding. The transcript has 15 exons. The record is from RefSeq and is a predicted model, not a curated record. Gene Ontology annotation, cellular component: cytoplasm. Gene Ontology annotation, biological process: regulation of translation. Bases 72 to 1361 code for a protein of 429 amino acids. NCBI's taxonomy places the organism in Eukaryota, Metazoa, Nemertea, Pilidiophora, Heteronemertea, Lineidae.
AGCGAGUCCAGUGGUAUACACGUGCUGGCUCCAUUUUCGCGUUUAGUUAGUAGAAGUAGUGGAUUAGAAACAUGAAAAUGGAUGUUCAGAGCCAGCAAAACUCUGUAGUGGCCAUGGCUAAUUGUGGUGAUGAUAAUCCAGGGAAGAUGUUUAUAGGAGGCCUAAGUUGGCAGACAACGCCAGACAGCCUAAAAGAAUAUUUCAAGAGAUUUGGAGAUGUUAAAGAAUGUAUGGUGAUGAAAGACCCAGUUACAAAGAGAUCCAGGGGCUUUGGCUUUGUAACCUUCAAUGACCCGUCUUGUGUAGAUAACGUUAUAACUAGUGGAUGUAACACACCUCAUAUUUUAGAUUCGAAGAAGAUUGAUCCGAAGUUAGCAGUUCCCAAGAAAAACACACAAAAGAUGGUUACAAGAACAAAGAAAAUCUUUAUAGGAGGUGUGGCUAACACUACACAAGAAGAGGAUAUUAGGCGCUGUUUUGAAAAAAUUGGAAAGAUUGAAGAAUGUGUAUUAAUGUACGACAAAAAUACACAGAGAAACAGAGGUUUUGGCUUUGUGACAUUUCAAGAUGAAGACAGUGCGGACAAGGCCUGUGAAGUCCACUUCCACGAGAUCAAUAGUAGAAUGGUGAGAAAACGUUCAUCAAGUGUCUCAAUAACUAAUAUGGUUGAGGCAAAGAAGGCACAACCCAAGGAGGUGAUGAAUGCACAAAAUGCUGUGCGAGAUGUGGCAGGGUUCGUGCCAGGGAUCUUUCCAGGAUUCCCUGCGGCGGCAGCAGCAGCGUAUAGCGCAUAUGGCCGGCCAUUACAUGGAUACCCCGCAAUUCACUAUUUCCCAGGCUUCCCUGGGUAUGCGAGUCCCUACAUCCAACAAGCGACGACCACCCCUGGUGCAGAGCAAUGCAGACAGCCCUCAGCCGCCUACUACCCAGCCGAUUACUUAUCCCAGGCUGCGGGCGCUCACUGCAAUGCGGUCACUGCUGCGGGCAUGGCUACUGCAGUUGCGAGAAGUGAGCCAUCACCCAUGCCAACAAUGCAAACGUCACAACGCACUGCAGCAGGUAUUGAUCAAGCACAACAACAACAACAAAUGUUACUCAGACAAUCAGCUAUGGAAGAUUCGCUCCGGCAGCCCUGUGCUUACAUGUUGAUCAACAACUUCCCGCAGGGGUAUGGCCCCCCGACCUCCCCCGCUAACAGCCGAGGCUUCCCCCCAGCCAACAGCCCAGGGUCCAUAGAUAUGUACAGCUCCAACUCGGAGAGCAUGAACUUUGUGCAGGCUACCAGCCCCCAGCCAACACAGUUCACACAUAACCUUACAGGCACCUUGAUACCACAGACUUUCCAAAAUGGCUUCCACUGAACUGGACACCCCAGAAUGAGGCUGGAUUUGGAGGUUCAGGCCAAGGCGGAUACCUGCGGAAUUUCUGAAUAAUCUCUCCCAUACUACCGUUACGGUGAAGGGCUUACACAUGACAUUAUCUGAGAUGCAGGGACUUAACCGUCUGUGACAAUUUUUAUAUAAUUGUGAAGGGUCAUGAUCAACUCAGUAUUUAACUAUGUAAUAAUAAUGACUGUCAUCUCUGUCGAAUUUCAAUGUUAUAUAAAUGGUUAUGUUUUUAUCUCUAUGAAAAAUUGAUUUUUAAUUUUAUUGAAAAAACUGACUUGUUUGUCCUACUUACGGUGUUGUGUAGAAAGUGUAUUCUGUCUACUAUAGAAUCGACCACAGUAAAAAUGCAUGAUUUCAAACACAAUCAGUAUAUAUAAUGAAUAUAAAUAAAUAUAUAAAUAUUAUACAUAACUAUGAAUAUAUUUCUUCUAGCGGUUAGGGUUUAGCUCUUUUAUUUUAUUUCUCGCCUUGUUUAUUUUUGAGUUUUCUCCUUUUAAUGAAUAAUCUCACCUCUGGUUGCUCUAUUUUUAUAUAUCAGACGCUUUCGUGUUGAUUUUCUCCGGCUGUACUCGCCAGCAGAGUAUGGUCUCUUUGUAGUUUAAAGCUGUAUCUCAACUUAGUAGCAUAGCAUGAGUAAUUUAAAACAUAGUACAGAUCUCCCUAAUAGUUUGAGUUUUAGAGACUUUGGUAAAUUAACUAGAUCUAGACACCUGUACACUACUUAUGUUAUUUGUACAGCUUGUUCAGUCUAGUAAGGGUGACAGAGACUUACCAUGAAUUGUAUUUCCCAUUGCAUGAAACCAAACUGCUACAUCAUGUCUACAGUCACUGUACAGGUGUUUCUGUCUAGUUGGCGUCUUAACUUUAUAUAAUAAUCGACUGUAGCAAGUGUCUCCUGGCGAGACAUACCGUGUUACAUCACAAAGCAAUACAUGUACAAAGUUUUUAAUUAUACACCUAAUGUGCAAAGGUAUAUUUUAUUGUGGAGCAGACGGAGGCCUGUGUUUUGCAUUAUGUACACUAUAUUACAUUCUUAAGGGUACAGUUUUUGUUAGACAAGCCAGGACAGCGUCAGCUCAAGCUGAUAUCUAUAAAUAGAGUAAGCCAGACUAAAGUGGGUCUUGUACACAAAGACAUCAGAAGUGCAUGGAUUCUGUCACUUUCUGUUGGAAGUAUUUUACAUUUUUUCAUUAAAAUCACAACGAAAACCAUUUUAUUGACUAUUGUAUUCUACAUAAUUGACAUUGUAUAAAACCUGCCAAGUUUAACAAUUUUUAAUGUUGGCAAAACCAAUGAUGUGUUGUUGAUCAUGUUGACUAUAUUCCCAAUAUUAUACACCAUGAAAUCUGUAUAUGGAUCUGGUAAUCUCCAAAUGUGAGUUUAUGUAACUGUAUCCAACUAUAAAAUGUAUGUGUAGCUGUAGUUGUCUUUGUGUAUAAAGUCCCGCUUCCAUCUUCACAUAAUGUAGUGCAGGUGCAUGCUGUAUAAAGUUAUUCCGGGAGUAGGGGUAGGAAUUUCGGGCACACAACAUUUUAGACUAGACUACACCUCUGUUUCUUCGAGUUACUUGGGGUCACACAGCAGGUCAUUAUUUCAUAUUAAUUUAUAUUUUUUAUUUCUGUUGUUCAUAUCUUUCAACAAAAUUGCAUUUUGGAUGAUUUGGUCCAAAUAUAUAUAAAAUUCACCAAGAAUUUCUCAGCCCUGUUCCAAGCAGGCGCUGUAUUGUUUGGUUGCUCCUGUGUUUUUUCUGUUGGUUAUAUUGGCCAUGUACAUGCUUGACAGUUGCAAACUAUUAAUAUUAUAUUUGUGUACAGACCAAUUUACUUAUAGACUUGGGUUUGUUUUCAAAAUGAUAACGGCUUGUAGAAUCCUAUCAGUUUAGCCAAAUCUUCUAGUAAUAAAAAAAGGUAACUGUUGUAGUGUAACUUGUUGGUUAACAGUCUCUAUCUUGUCUCUUUCUUGCUCCUUGUAAAUUCACUGCUUCUGGUAAUUUAAUUCAAUAAUAACAAGAGGUCGUACUCCUGCGAUAACUACCUGAGCCAAAUGCUACUGUUUUCAGUAAAGUUAGAAAGGUAACAAAUCAAUCUAUUAUUAAACUUCACCAGUUUGGAUCACACUUGACCUUUUAUCAAUGGAUUUUUACAUUUUGGUCGUUAACCUUUACAUUUUUAGGUGCCAUAUUAGAUUGAGAAUGCACUAAAGCCAAAAUCUUCUGGUGGUUAUCAGAGGGGUAUGACGAUGAAGGCCAUUAGCCAAAAGGGUUUUAUAAACCCCGGCAAGUCCAACAAGCACUUGUAGACUGGCAUCUCAUUAGAUAUGCGGAAUAAUGAAAUCCAUGUUAACGUAUUCUAAGGGUGUCCCAGUCGCAACACCUAUCACACCUGAAGCCUUAAGAUGAACUGGACUUGUGUACAGUGAAUUCAUUGAGAUGGGUGGUCUUAUCUAGGCUGGGAGGGGGUGAUAGGAGGCAAAUUGUGACUGAUUUUGGGACAAUUUUAUUGAUAUUUGUUGAUAUCACACAGAAAAUUGCUAAAUGAAUAAUGAAAUAUAAAUUGCGUAGAUUAGAUAUUGUAUGUAUAAUGUAUUAUGUGUAGCAAGGUCCCAAAUUCAAAACCACUAUGUACAUUUCAAAAAAAGGUUAACAAUUGAGUAAAUGCCAUUGUUGGUUGAUUGUAAAUUAUGGCACGGGAUGUUGCAGGUGGCUCCUAGAGGGCACUGAACAUCUGCAUGUACAUGUUUUGUUAUCCUAGUUCUGUAGAUAAUUAGGGUUAGAAAGAUGGAUCACUCCUCAUAGCACACCAUCGACAUGUGACAACGUCGUGGUAUGCCGCCACAAUGCAAAGGCCCAACAUUGUAUGCGACGUUAGACAUCUAGACAACAUUAAGGGUAGUACGCAUCACGUUGUGUCACACGCGCAUGUGCUUUUACGUACUAAUGUGUAGAGUGACUUCGAUGAUACUAAUCAUUAGUUAAUUAUGAGCAAAGCAGGGUUCUGUAAGAAACCAUCCAUUUUGUCAAGAGAUUAUCCUACAUUCUAUUGUUGGGCCAGUGUGUCUUUUGAUUGUAUGCCAAAGCAAUACUGUACAUUCAAUACACAAAUUUUUAUGCACUUUUGGAUAAUUUUCUGAUAAACAGACUAGAAAUGAAAUUAAUUUGUAAUGUAUAAAGGUAGCUAUACUGGACGAUGACAUUUGUGGUCUGUGCCAAAUUUGUUCUGCUAAGGCAUUGGUGUGGUAGUAGUGGUCUUGGGGCAUCACAGUGUGAAAGCGGACCACCAGUUGGCCGCCUAUUUUUCCCUUGUUUUUAUCAAAUAAGGUGUUUUUCACACUGUGGGGGUCAAUGCAGUCUAGUGUCAUGUGCAACAACUGAAAAACAAAUAAAAAUUGUUUUCAAAGUUA